AGAACGCAUCCCCCUGCUCCACUCCCAAGCUGUGAGGGAUUCAGGGUAUCAGCGGUCGGUGUAAUGCAUAUCCCAAUAGAGAAUCGCCUUAUAAAAUCCAUUCCUCGGCAGGCCAGUUCUGUUUAAUGUUUGGCAGUGGGAUGCGAUCAUGCUAGGGGGAUGACGCGCACAUGCAGCACCACCUUCCCCUCCGCACCCCUGCGGAGGACAGCGCGAGUUGGGCCGAGGGCAGGCGCUAGCAGGCGCCGGUGAUUAUUUACGAGGAGGGAUGGAAGCGGUAUCGUUUUGUUCUCGCAUCUCACCAUGACUAAAAGGUCCAGACGACAUGGCCCGGCACCCAUGACCAAAAUUCGCCUCGACAACAUCAUCCUGACCAAGCAGAACCGAAACGACACAUGCAGACGACUGCUCAUCUUCGUCACCAUGACAACCGUGGCCAUCACUCUGGGACAAGGAUACACACAGUAUAAGGAGUAUGUGGACUAUCACAUCAGGAACACCAUGUACGGCACAAAGGCCCUCCUCAACACCGGGAACUGGACGUACGACGAGGAGGCCGCAUCAUCCUUCAGGGACGAGCUGGAAGAGGAGUGUCACAUCAAACGGGACAUCUCCCUCACCAAGAGCUCGGCCAAGGUGGGGAAGAAGAUCGUGUAUGACGUCGAACCUCAACACUACGUCACAUUGGCUGGACCAAUGUACGUGCUGCUGCCCGAAACGUCACCGUUCGAUGGGAAGUUCUACAACACAUGCGCAGUAGUGGGCAAUGGGGGUAUACUCAGGGAUAGCAGAUGCGGAGACGAGAUCGACACCGCUGACUUCGUCUUUCGCUGUAAUCUCGCGCCGAUCUCGCGAUACCACGUGGACGUGGGGACCCGUACGAACUUCACUACCAUGAACCCUAGCGUUCUCAAGACGUACUACAACCGGGUCAACUCGGAAAACAGCAGGAAAAGAUUCAUCAACCGACUGGAGGAGAUAGGGGACGGUUUUCUGUGGAUCCCCGCCUUCGUGUCGAAAAUGGGAGAGCGGGAAGUGAACUUGUUAAAUUCCAUUCUCAUGGGAGAGAGGUUAAACGGACUGCCAUUGCAGCCAUUGUAUCCGACAAAGGAGGUCACCAGGGCAAUCUUCAAGUUCUGGAACACUCGCAAGCUGGAAGUGCCUCGCCUCACGACUGGCCUAUGCAUGUACACCAUCGCAGCCUCUGUAUGCCGCCAGGUGGCGCUCUACGGUUUCUACCCCUCCAACCACGACAGAGAGGGCAACCGCCUGCCUUACCACUAUUACGAGAGGAGGAGCCGCUACAACUUUGAACAAGGGCCACACAAGAUGUACAACGAGUAUAAAGCACUGAAGUCGCUACAUGACAAGGGGGUCGUUAGAUUGCGAGAACGUUGCAAGCCUCUCCCUUCCUACGUCUAUGCAAUGCGAAAUAACCCCCGAUACAGAGAUCAGAGUGGUCGGUAGACCAGGGGAAAAGUGACUACAGAAAAUUCGCCCGAUGAUAACACAGUACA
Messenger RNA from Branchiostoma floridae (Florida lancelet), 1517 nucleotides. Its product is annotated as CMP-N-acetylneuraminate-poly-alpha-2,8-sialyltransferase-like. Gene Ontology annotation, biological process: oligosaccharide metabolic process; N-glycan processing. Lineage: Eukaryota; Metazoa; Chordata; Leptocardii; Amphioxiformes; Branchiostomatidae. Gene Ontology annotation, molecular function: alpha-N-acetylneuraminate alpha-2,8-sialyltransferase activity. The record is from RefSeq and is a predicted model, not a curated record.